Adineta ricciae is the source of this 1860-nucleotide messenger RNA. The record is from the annotation of a GenBank genome assembly. Lineage: Eukaryota; Metazoa; Rotifera; Eurotatoria; Adinetida; Adinetidae.
AUGGCUCUACCUAAAUUGGGCGCGGUCGAUUAUGUUCUUCUCGUUUUACUACUUCUAUCAUCUGCGGUGAUCGGUGCUGUCUUUGGAUUUGUUAAAUCGAAGAAAAGUUCAGCAAAAGAAUUUCUUCUAGCCGAUGGUGGAAUGGGGGUCAUCCCAACAGCGCUUAGUAUAAUGGUUUCAUUCUUGUCAGCUAUUACUCUAUUAGGAACGCCCAGCGAAGUAUAUCUCUUUGGCACGAUGUACUGUUAUCAAGCUAUCUCAUGGACGAUUGCGUCGACGAUAACUGCGCUCGUAUUUAUGCCAAAAUUCCGUGAAAUGAAUUGUACAAGCGCUUAUGAAUAUCUAGAAAAGCGAUUCGAUCGAAUAGUACGCACGUGUGCAUCAUUUACCUUUUCAUUUUUCAUGUUAAUCUACAUGGCGAUUGUUCUCUAUGCUCCUGCGUUAGCUCUAAGUCAAACAACUGGCUUGAAUAUUUGGCUAUCUGUUGUAUCAAUCGGAGUCAUUUGUACCUUCUAUUCAUCCGUGGGUGGUAUGAAAGCAGUUAUUUGGACGGAUGUUUUACAAGCACUUGUCAUUCUUAUCGGUCUUCUUGCCGCGAUCAUACAAGGCUUGAUUGUACUCGGAGGGUUUGGACCAACUUUUUCGAAAGCAUAUGAAGGUAAACGAAUUCAAUUCGAUAGCAUUAGCCCUGAUCCUCGAGUCCGUCAUACAGUAUGGUCAUUACUUAUCGGCGGUACGAUGAAUUCAUUAGCAACUUAUGGAUUCAAUCAAACUCAGGUCCAACGUUAUAUGUGUGUUCGUACAACACGUGGUGCUAAACAAGCCUUAUUUAUCAAUGCAGCCGGUGCUGCUCUGAUUAUUUUGUUGUGCAGCUUGAUUGGUGUUAUUCUUUACGCAUACUACGCCGAAUGUGAUCCAUACAAAGCCGGUUAUGUCUCAGAUAUCGAUCAGAUCUUUCCAUAUUUUGUCAUGGAAGUUCUUAGUGAUAAGCCAGGUUUACCCGGUGUCUUUUUAGCUUGCAUCUUUUCCGGUUCUUUGUCCACAAUAUCCUCCGGUUUGAAUAGUCUUGCCGCUGUGGUUAUCGAAGAUGUAUAUAAAGGUUUACUGAAUAGGAAAAUAAGCGAUGAACGUCAAGGCUUCGUGUCCAAAAUCUUUUCGAUUGCGUUAGGAGCUGUGGUGAUUUUACUAACCUAUGUGGUCAGUUUUCUUGGUUCAAUAUUGAAUGCCGCUUUGUCUUUGUUCGGUGUUCUAUCUGGUCCGAUCAUGGGUGUUUUUUUUCUCGGAUUCUUUUUUCCACAGGCAAAUCGUCGUGGUGGUUUGAUCGGAUUUCUUACGAGUAUCGUUUUUCAAUUUUGGAUCUUCUUGGGCGCGCAAAUAACUAAGGGUCAAAUGAAAAGCGAAGCUUUGUAUUUAAACAUAAGCGGUUGUAUUCCAGCAGUUAACGAAACAAUAGUUACAUCCACUUCUUUUAAACGAGAUCCUUUACUUGACCUGUACUCUGUGAGUUAUAUGUGGUAUACACCCAUUGCCGUACUUACUGUUAUAAUUGUCGGCGUCAUUGUCUCUUAUUUGACACAUCCACUUAAACCGAAUGAAAUCGAUCCGAAGUAUCUUAUAUCGAUAGGUGAUGUCUGUUGCUGUUGUUUCCCGGAAUCUAUUCGUCGGUUCUUACGAUUUGGUGUCGAUUUUGAGAACUACGACAAUGUUAAUGGUAAUGUUAAUAAUGACGAUAAAAACGAUAUUGAAAUGACGGUUAAAACCAGAGAGCCUAGCUUCAUCAGGUCAAACGCUGUUUCACCACUUCCAACACUUUCAAAACGUGUCGAUGAAGACGAUGAUCAAUCACCACCACAUUUUUAG